Molecule: messenger RNA, 835 nt
Organism: Eublepharis macularius
Lineage: Eukaryota; Metazoa; Chordata; Lepidosauria; Squamata; Eublepharidae
Gene: CHIC2
Product: cysteine rich hydrophobic domain 2
Exons: 6
Coding region: 173-670 (165 amino acids)
Source: RefSeq, a predicted model, not a curated record
UCUUGACGGGCGCUUCCUGCCGGCGCUCUGAGAGGCGGUUUGGACGGUGGCGACGGGGAGCGGAGCGGAGGACGCGGCUCUUCGCGGCUCCCCACCGGUCCGGCCUCCCCCUCCGCGGUCCCCGAGGCGAGUCGGCGCGGCCUGGUUCUCCCCCCCCCCCCCCCGCCCGGCCAUGGCGGACUUCGACGAGAUCUACGAGGAAGAAGAAGACGAGGAGCGGGCCUUGGAGGAGCAACUGCUGAAGCACUCGCCGGACCCGGUGGUGGUGCGCGGCUCGGGCCAUGUCACUGUGUUUGGGCUUAGCAACAAAUUUGAAGCAGAAUUUCCUUCAUCGUUAACGGGAAAAGUGGCACCCGAGGAAUUUAAAGCCAGCAUCAGCAGGGUGAACAGCUGCCUCAAGAAGAACCUUCCAGUUAAUGUCCGGUGGCUGCUCUGUGGCUGCCUGUGCUGCUGCUGCACUUUAGGUUGCAGUAUGUGGCCAGUGAUUUGCCUCAGUAAAAGAACGCGAAGAUCGAUUGAGAAGUUAUUAGAAUGGGAAAACAAUAGGUUAUACCACAAGCUGUGCUUGCAUUGGAGGCUAAGCAAAAGGAAAUGUGAAUCGAAUAACAUGAUGGAAUAUGUCAUCCUUAUAGAAUUUUUACCAAAGACACCAAUUUUCCGACCAGAUUAGCAUAUGCUUUACUUAGAGACUUUCCCAAGUAUAUUGUCUUUCCAAUGGUGCCUUGCUACGUGCUCUACUGAUGGCGAUACAGUGUUGGUUCUACAGAAUCUUGUGGUGUUUUUAUUCUUUGUUUUUUAUAACAGCAUGUUCAAAGUGCGUUUUAUCAAAUGUUGC